Messenger RNA from Fusarium oxysporum Fo47, 840 nucleotides. RefSeq lists its product as uncharacterized. The record is from RefSeq and is a predicted model, not a curated record. Lineage: Eukaryota; Fungi; Ascomycota; Sordariomycetes; Hypocreales; Nectriaceae. The transcript has a single exon. The coding region runs from base 81 to 521 and encodes 146 amino acids.
UUUGCACAUUCCCAAAACAACAAGUUUCAUUAGACUUUCUCCCCUCUAUUCUUCAAUCCACAUCGUACCAUCAUUGAAAAAUGGCCGUUGCUAUACCGGAGUAUUGUCGGCGCCUACUAUGGAACUCAAGAGCAUUCAUACAGUUGGCCAGAAACGCCAUAGCAACUAGCAGUCCAUUCUGGAUACCUGCGGUAGCCCUGGUAGGAAACCGGAGCUAUUUACAUACUGUGGCCCGAGGCAGCGACUCUCCGCUUCCACACCGCUACGAAGCUUCAGCUGGUCCUUCAUGGCUACUGACGAUGCAAAAGGCUACCCAUGGUACACCGACUGAGAGCGAGGAGGAUGUCGUCGCAGAUCGCUCGACAGAAGAUCCACUUCCUCCGGAGAAGCACCACACGAUCCGAAUGCCUGCUGGGGAUGCAGGUCCUAAGCCCACAGAGUCAGAGGAAGAUGUGGUUGCUGACCGGACAGAUGAAGACCCUCUGCGCCCAAAAGAGAUGGCUCGAAGCAAAACCAAUUAGCUUCCGGGCGCGCGAAGCUACAAUUUGCAAAAAAGGCUGGCUUGAGCACUUUAUUUCCAGUAAAGAAAGGCUUAAAAGCCUUCGAUUUUGGAAGGAGGAUUAAGUUGCGAAUUUGGUAUUGACCCCCACUCGUUUCCGUUGUAUUCGGCAUGGCAUUCACGGAUAAUACCUCUUCGUUCAUUUAAACUCGGUCUUCCGUGCACCGUUCAGAAUGAUAUCGUGGGGAUACCGACGGGCUUCGGAAAUUAUUUUAGAUAAAGAUACCGUAUAGCUCUCGCAACUAUAUAUGAUCCGAAGUACGCUUUGACUCCGUAAUAUU